Molecule: messenger RNA, 721 nt
Organism: Spea bombifrons (plains spadefoot toad)
Lineage: Eukaryota; Metazoa; Chordata; Amphibia; Anura; Pelobatidae
Gene: IMMP1L
Product: inner mitochondrial membrane peptidase subunit 1
Exons: 6
Coding region: 62-619 (185 amino acids)
Cellular component (GO): membrane; mitochondrial inner membrane peptidase complex
Molecular function (GO): serine-type endopeptidase activity
Source: RefSeq, a predicted model, not a curated record
UCAUUUUCCUUUAUACGCCUAAGAAUAAGAUGAGAAUCCAGAUCUUCUUAUACCAGCGGGGAUGGCUUUCAUAAUCUUGCAAGUAAAGAGGGCUACAUCUUCUAAGUACAACGUAACCAUGCUGAGAAGGGCAGUUGGAAAAACCUUGGGCUUCCUCGGGUACGCUGUUCAGUACGGCUGUAUAGCUCAUUGUACAUUUGAGUAUAUUGGAGAAAUAGUAAUAUGUUCUGGACCUUCAAUGGAGCCAACUAUAAGGAAUUACGAUGUUUUAGUAUGUGAUAACUUAAGUCGCCACUUAUUUUCCAUUAACAAGGGGGAUGUUAUAAUUGCAAAAAGCCCAAACAAACCAAGUAUUAACAUCUGCAAGAGGGUAAUUGGAUUGGAAGGCGACAAAGUAUGUACCAGCAGCCCGUCAGACCUCAUCAAGAGACACACUUAUGUUCCAAAAGGCCACGUUUGGCUAGAAGGUGACAAUUUAGAAAAUUCCACAGAUUCCAGAAGUUAUGGACCCGUCCCAUAUGCUCUGAUAAGGGGCCGGAUUUGUCUUCGGAUAUGGCCUGUUCAUUCAUUCGGCGUGCUGGAGGACAGUCCCACGGGGCGCAUCGUGCAGGAUAACUGACGCUAACGUUUCCGCGUUAGUAUUUUAAUGUCUUCUAAAGAAGAUUCUAAUUAUUUAUAUCAAUGACUUUUUAGAUUUACAAUAAAUGUCUUUUUACUUUAA